UUAUCUCCUAAAUAUCUAGCUUUAAGCAAAAGCUAAAAAUCAUCUAAUUUAAGGAAAUUUACGGGAUUUAUUGCUUCUAUAUCACCAAUAAAUGAUGCGACAGGAGCGAUGGAGGCCAAUAGCGAGAGAGGCAGCGAUGCGAUAGUGAGAGAGGCGGCAUUCGACAGGCGAUAUCCGACGGCGACUGAAAUGGGGAAGAAUCGAAGAGGUUUUGAUGGCAGGAAACUCUCAUGUAAAGACAAGAAUACUAAAUAGGCUUAAUGGCCACAAUUAUCAAAUGGUUUUGCAACUGUCUGAGGAGUUCAAGAAGUUGGAAAAUGAUCCUGUUGGGUUGGUAAUUGUAAAGGCAAAUGGAAAAGUAUUUUUUCUGGAGGAGAUGUUAUUGAAUAUUAUCAUUACGCGCUUACAGAACUCAAAGGUUUUGGUAGAGGAAAAUGUUUCGGCAACUCGGCAAGCUUUUUUGCAGUUGCAGAACUCAAAGGUUUUGGCAGAGGAAAAGGUUUCGGCAACUCGGCAAGUUUUUUUGCAGUUGCAGAACUCAAAGGUUUCGGCAGAGGAAAAGGUUUCGGCAACUCGACAAGCUUUUUUGCAGAAUUCGGCAGAGGAAAAGACACGGUUUUUUAAAAAUAAAACAUAUAGGUAUUAGGUAAAUAAGUUAAGUGGAUUGUAGAAUAUGGGCCUAUUAAGCUAUUAAUUUUCAUUAACACAAACUCUAAAAAAAUGGGCCCUAAAAAAUAUGAGGUCUGAGUCCAUUGACUCUGUAGCCUCAUGCAAGGAGCGGCCCUGGAAGCAGGUGUAGGGUAUUAUCCAGAUGUUGGAGCAUCUUAUUUUCUUUCUAGGCUUCCGGGUUUCUUUGGUUAUCACUUAAUUGACAACUCUAUGGUCACAUAUACUUUGUGAUUAUAUUGAAAAUAUAUUGUGAUUGUUCAUUUUAGGGGAAUAUAUUGGCCUUACUGGUGCAAGACUGAAUGGUGUUGAGAUGGUAGCAUGUGGACUUGCCACUCACUUUGUUCCU
This is a messenger RNA of Zingiber officinale, 1015 nucleotides long. RefSeq lists its product as uncharacterized. Lineage: Eukaryota; Viridiplantae; Streptophyta; Magnoliopsida; Zingiberales; Zingiberaceae. The coding region runs from base 215 to 646 and encodes 143 amino acids. The record is from RefSeq and is a predicted model, not a curated record. The transcript is spliced from 5 exons.